This is a messenger RNA of Phacochoerus africanus (Common warthog), 2578 nucleotides long. It is a transcript of the gene FRAT1, whose product is annotated as FRAT regulator of WNT signaling pathway 1. Gene Ontology annotation, cellular component: cytoplasm. Gene Ontology annotation, biological process: positive regulation of canonical Wnt signaling pathway. Bases 178 to 1020 code for a protein of 280 amino acids. Lineage: Eukaryota; Metazoa; Chordata; Mammalia; Artiodactyla; Suidae. The transcript has a single exon. The record is from RefSeq and is a predicted model, not a curated record.
GCUCCCGCGGCUGCAGGCGCGCGGCGAGAGUGCCCAGCGGGCUCCAGCUUCAGCGUCUUCCCCAGCCCCGGCUCCGAUCGCAGCACUGCUCCCCGCGCUGCCGCGGCCCACCGAGCCCUACCGGCAGUCGAAUCCCCAGCGACGCCGGCAGAGCUCCGGGUGCCCGCGCGGGGGACCAUGCCGUGCCGGAGAGAGGAGGAAGAGGAAGCCGGCGAGGAAGAGGAGGAGGAGGAGGAGGAGGAGGAGGACAGCUUCCUCCUACUGGAACAGUCGGUGACGCUGGGCGGCUCGGGCGAGGUGGACCGGCUGGUGGCCCAGAUCGGCGAGACGCUGCAGCUGGACGCCGCUCAGGACCACCCUGCCUCCCCGGGCGCUCCCCCGGGACCGCCGCUGCAGCCCCCGCGGCCCCUGGCAGCCGUGAGAGCGGAGAAGGCCCUGGCCACAGCUCUGCCGCCGCUUCUGCCGCCCGGGUCGGCGGAGGCUGGGGGCCCGGCGCCCCCGGGGGCCCUGCGCUGCCCCCUCGGGGAUCGCGGCCGCGUGCGGGGCCGGACUGCUCCCUACUUUGUGGCCGAGCUUGCCACAGGCCCCAGCGCUCUGUCCCCAUUGCCCACUCAGCUUAGCCUUGAUGGACCCUCGGGAGCGGACAAGCGGGGUGCCCCGCAGCCGCUGUCGGGCCCGUGCCGGCGAGGAUGGCUGCGGGGUGCCGCCGCCUCCCGCCGCCUGCAGCAGCGACGUGGGCCCCAGCUUCAAGCUCGCACCGGCGAUGAUGACCCGCACCGGCUUCUGCAGCAGCUCGUACUCUCGGGGAAUCUCAUCAAGGAGGCGGUGCGGAGGCUUCAUUCGCGACGGCUGCAGUUACACGCAAAGCUUCCCCAACGCCCGCUCCUUGGCCCUCUGUCGGCCCCGGUGCAUGAGCCCCCUUCGCCCCGCAGCCCUCGCGCGGCCUGCAGCGACCCUGGCGCGUCCGGGAGGAGGACGCAGCUCAGAACUGGCGACGGCGUUCUAGUCCCCAGCAGCUAACACCCCGGGUGUGGCCUCAGCCCCAGCCUUUGCCUGGAGGGCAAGGGGUUCCCCUGAGGGCUGCAUCCCUACUCAGACUGGCGAACUCGCGCUUUUGAAAGCGGGGAGAUAACUCAUGAAGACGAGGAAUCAAAAAAUAGCGAAUAUUUUCGCGGGGAACUGAGGUCGAAGGGCCAGAUGUGGUUGAAAAGUAGGAUUUAGUUGGUCCAACUUAACGCAAUUUACAGAGCCCACUCCAAGCUCACAGUCAAUAGGACUCCUUAUUUGGCGUGACCAGUCCUGGUGGCACGGCGUGCGGUUCCACGCAGCCUCUCAGGGUCCUCUGGCCCAACGACCAUGUCGCCACAGCCCACGAUUCUCAGGGUCGCCGAGCACCUGAACGCGGGGGAUGACCUCAGUUCCUUGAUUUACCUUUCUAGGGCUGGUUCCUGAUCCACUUUGGGGAAGGGGAACACGAGUAGAUAAUUUCAGAGUACCUCAAACUGCCAGACUUGAACAUUUACGACACUUAAAACUCAUCUCGUGUGUUUUGGGGUGCUGGUUCCUAAUCUAAAAACACGCGGCACCGGGAAAAGGACUCUUUCGGAAAUUGAAUAGGAGUAACCUUUUCUCCGCCGCCACUUAGCAGCGGCAGAGGUUCUCAGAGCGGUGGGGGAAGGGGGUUGCGUCCGGGAUGCUGAGGUGAGGUGGGGGUGAGCGGUGCUGGGGAAAAGGGAGGGCGAGGCGCGGAGUGAACCCUCAGUCCUCUCAAAAGUGUAUUUUCGCAGCCUGACCGCCCCUCCUUGGGUUCAAGGUCACUGUUUCCUGGGCGCACGUGAGAUUGCGGGGCUCCAGCAGGGCAGAGAGUUGCCUGGUUCCGCCUGUACUCGGGGUAGAGCGCGGUGUUUUGCAAGUGCUGAAGUCUCCUGAGGACACGCGUACCCGCUGCCACCGCGUGUGUAGGGAGUCGGCGACGCGCUUGGCUCUGGUGCCUCCGGCGGACGGCCGCGCCCCGAGUUAUCACGGAAACUGCCCGGAGACAGGGCCUCGGGUACCUCCUCUUCCCCUCGGCCUUACUGUACUACUCAAGCUGGUGGCGCUGGCGCUCCUGGGGGCCCAGGCUGGAGGCUGGGGAGACGCCACGUGACGGGGCACUCCAGGGACACACAGCCUAGCGCAGCAGCUUAUAAUGGGCUCUCGGGGCCGUUUGCAAUAACAGCUGCAAUUCCCUGGGUAGAUGGAGUUGAUUUCCUCCUCUGCCCCUCCCCCAGCCAUGCCAGCUCGCCUUUGUAAGCGAAGGAAACCGAGUAGAAAAUGUGACCCUCCAAAUGGAGAAGCUGCGGGCUUUGCCAUUGUGAACCUGGGGAAGUGCUUGGGACAUAACUGUUCCCUUAGUCCCGAAGGGUCCAAGACCAUAUUGUUGGUGUUUUAGUUUAAGAUUCAAUGGCGUGUUCAUCAUCCAGAUGUGGCUAUUGACCUACCUACACUUCGCACCGGAGUGUCUGGAAUCGUGGCUAUCCUGAUUAUAGGAUGUUAAGUUAACUGAAAUAUCUGUUUUUAAUAAAUGCGUUGGAUUUUU